AUGGGUUCCUAUAAAUCAUGUCAAGACAGGACAGGAAGUGGAGGCAGUUCAAGCUCGACAGAUACGGAUGGCUCUAUCCAAACAAAAAGCACAACACCAACGCUAUUCAGUGCUGGCACUGUUUCAGCGAAGCCCCGUCAUUGGCACGAAGAGUUUGAAGAUGAUGGACCUCGGGAUUCGGUCUCAACUUAUGCUUCGACUACCCGAUCUGCGGCCGACAUCCCCCCAGAAGAGCCAAUGUAUGAAGUCAACGACCGCCAAGAAAGCUUCUUCCCAACUGAUGCACUCUCCUCAACACCAUCAUCUUUUGCAACAUUAUUCCCCUCAACACGGAGAUUACUCAUCCGACAUGACGAUGCGACGAUUGAUGGGAACAUGAACUUACGUGUAGACACGGUCGUUCCCCGCCGUGGCGGAUACCAACAAGACGUGAUCCUCUUCCAUCUCCGCAUGUACGAUCUCUUCUCACGAAAGUUCUCCUUCCGUCGGUACUGCCGUGACUCGGGCCGAGAAGUGUGUCAUUCAACGCGGAAGGAAACGACCUCUGUGCUCGACAGCUGUUCGGGACAACGACGGCGCUCAUUGAGUAGCUUACUAGCCAGUUUUCGACCGGGGUCCAGUGGAAACCCAGCGCCAUUCGUGGGUGAUCUCAAGCGCCAUAAUUCAGGAUUCGAGAAGCAACAUCACCGCACAACGAGCGAUGAAGGAGGAUCGAUGAGUGAGAAGGGACCAGCGCUCGGGGAUACCAUUCUGAUGGAAUUCUCCAACUAUGCUCAUGUAGAACUUCGACGGAAGGGCCCUGGUGCGACGAAACGGUACGAAUAUGAAUACUGGUCCACAAAGUACCAGUGGCGGCGCGAGUUCCGGAAAGAGGGCGAUCUGCGUGAAGUGUCGUACUACCUCGUUGAUACGCGCACAUCCAAGACAAUCGCCCACAUGGUGCCGGAGAUCCUCACACCCCUGGAAGCCGUCGAGGAAGAAAGUAAAGGUGGCUGGGUACCACCCUGUUCGUUGUGGAUCAGCGACACAUCCGUUUAUGAAAAGAUGCCUGACAUUGCCGAGUAA
Molecule: messenger RNA, 1065 nt
Organism: Penicillium longicatenatum
Lineage: Eukaryota; Fungi; Ascomycota; Eurotiomycetes; Eurotiales; Aspergillaceae
Exons: 1
Coding region: 1-1065 (354 amino acids)
Source: RefSeq, a predicted model, not a curated record